Messenger RNA from Strongylocentrotus purpuratus (purple sea urchin), 1100 nucleotides. RefSeq lists its product as uncharacterized. Bases 92 to 643 code for a protein of 183 amino acids. Lineage: Eukaryota; Metazoa; Echinodermata; Echinoidea; Camarodonta; Strongylocentrotidae. The record is from RefSeq and is a predicted model, not a curated record. The transcript is spliced from 3 exons.
AGAGAGCAGCUUUUCUGCAGGACUCCUUUCAACUUGUUAUUAUCUUGGAGUGCCGUAUCUUCACUCCGAAGUAUGGGACGUUCACGAAUGCAUGACCUGCACGUGUACAAACGGCACUAUUAGUUGCGUGAUUGAAGAAUGUAAGGGGCUUCUCUGCGUUGAACCCGUUAGACCGCCAGGAGACUGUUGCUAUAUCUGCCCGUACGUGGUGACCGUGCGUAAAGUCAAACCCACCAUACAAAGUAACGUGACAACUAACGGACACACAACACUGGUUCUUGCGGUAGACGUCAUAUUUAGAUAUACCAGAAGUACGACAGGAGUGAUAGGCGAAUCUCUCUGGCAGUUGUCUGCCUGGAUUGCUCCUGUAAAUCCUACUCACAGUCACACAAUAGGUUACACCGAGCAAGUUCUCAAUGUUGAUCAAGCAUCGCAGAGCUACAUCGAAGGAGAUCAAUUCAUCUUUCGGGACGUCGUGUAUCCGUUCGUUGCUCCUACUUUUAACUGCGACGAGGCCAAGGUCUGUGUUGAGCUUAAACGCGGAAGAAAUGCAGUCACAACAAGUCCUUUCCGUUUUAGCAGUUACCAACAAAGCUCUACACCGUUGAUUGGCUGCAUUUCACUAUGUACUGGUAGGAAGUAGGUCAGAGGCCCGGGUUGAAGGGGAGACUGGCAGGGAAUGGGGAGGUUACAAGGCUUAAAGGGUGUGUUAAAUAGUCGGACCUCACCAUACUAUUAAUGUAAAAAUUGUGUACAAGGGCAUGAGCGGUUCUACAUUAUAAUUUGGUGAGGAGGCUUAGGGUUCUUGCAUUAAAAUUCUACACUUUUUUUCGGAAGAAAUUCGAAAUCCCGACAGAUUGUGAUGUCUACCAAACGAUUUCGACACAAUAAUUCUAUCGAAUUGUAUAGUAAUUUUACAGAAGGAUUUCUGUGUCAUUUAUUUCUUUACAAAAUAAUUGUAUUGAAAACGAAGCCACUCCACAAAAUAGACCACUUCGUAGUUUUUAUUACAUGAGAUGACUCCAAAUUUCUAUAGAUCUUUUAGUAGUAUUCCUUUCGUGCAUUUUAGUAUAAUCACUGUCAAACUCAUAAAUGUACAU